AUGGAAGCGCCGUCAACCGCUCAAGUACAACAAGUUCGUGAGGUCACACGUAUCGAACGAAUUGGUGCGCACUCUCAUAUUCGUGGACUGGGUCUAAAUGACAGUCUCGAAGCACGGAAUGUUAGUCAGGGUAUGGUCGGUCAAAUGAAAGCUCGCCGAGCAGCUGGAUUGAUUCUCGAAAUGAUCAAAGAAGGCAAAAUUGCUGGACGAGCUUUACUCAUCGCUGGACAACCUGGCACGGGGAAAACUGCCAUUGCAAUGGGUAUUGCACAAGCGUUAGGAUCUGAUACGCCAUUUACUGCAAUGUCUGGCAGUGAGAUUUUCUCGAGAGAAAUGAGCAAAACCGAAGCAUUAACUCAAGCAUUCCGUCGAUCUAUCGGUGUUCGAAUAAAAGAAGAGGCAGAAUUUAUAGAAGGUGAAGUUGUCGAAAUUCAAAUUGAUCGACCUGCAACAGGAACAGGUGCAAAAAUCGGUAAAAUGACAUUGAAAACCACUGAAAUGGAGACUGUUUACGAUCUUGGUCAGAAGAUGAUCGAAGCACUCACAAAAGAAAAAGUUCAAGCUGGUGAUGUUAUUGCUAUCGAUAAAGCUAGUGGAAAAAUCUCUCGAUUAGGACGAUCCUUUACACGAGCGAAAGAUUAUGAUGCUAUGGGCCCACAAACGAAAUUUGUUCAAUGUCCUGAAGGUGAAUUACAAAAGCGUAAAGAAGUUGUACACACAGUGACAUUACAUGAAAUCGAUGUCAUCAACAGUCGUUCACAAGGUUUUCUCGCAUUGUUUUCUGGUGAUACAGGUGAAAUCAAAUCCGAAGUUCGUGAACAAAUCAAUGAUAAAGUUGCUGAAUGGCGUGAAGAAGGAAAAUCAGAAAUUGUACCAGGCGUCUUAUUCAUCGAUGAAGUUCAUAUGUUGGACAUUGAAUGCUUCUCGUUCUUAAAUCGAGCAUUAGAAAGUGAUAUGGCACCGAUUUUAAUCAUGGCUACAAAUCGAGGAAUAACCAAAAUUCGUGGAACAAACCAACAAAGUCCACAUGGUAUUCCAAUCGAUCUACUUGAUCGUUUAUUGAUCAUAACAACGAAACCGUACGAAAUAGACGAAAUCAAACAAAUUCUGAAGAUAAGAUGUGAAGAAGAAGAUGUAGAAAUUUCCGAUGACGCAUUGAAUGUUUUAACGAAAAUUGGCAAAGAAACGUCUCUACGUUAUUCCAUUCAAUUAAUCACACUUUCUAGUAUAAUCAGUCGCAAUCGAAAAGCUCGUGAAGUCACUGUUGAGGACGUCAAACGUGUCUAUGAAGUAUUUCUCGACGAAGCUCGUUCAAGUGACAAUCUCCGUGAAUACGAACAGUAUUUUAUGUUCAAUGAUCUUAAUUCUGAUACACAAGGCACCGAAACAUCGAUGGAAACUUAA
Adineta ricciae is the source of this 1404-nucleotide messenger RNA. The record is from the annotation of a GenBank genome assembly. Lineage: Eukaryota; Metazoa; Rotifera; Eurotatoria; Adinetida; Adinetidae.